AGUACUGUCGGUCCACAUUGGCCAAGGCGGCGUCCAAAUGGGCAAUGCUUGCUGGGAAUUAUAUUGUCUGGAACAUGGCAUACAACCUGACGGCAUGCUUCCGCCUCAGAGCUGUUCUAGCGAUGAGGGUUUUCAAACUUUCUUCAGCGAGACCGGCGGUGGAAAAUACGUCCCGCGAGCUGUAUUUCUGGACCUUGAGCCUACAGUCAUUGACGAAGUUCGGACAGGAACCUACCAUCAGCUAUUUCACCCCGAACAGCUAAUUUCCGGUAAAGAGGAUGCAGCGAACAAUUACGCUCGAGGACACUAUACUCUGGGAAAGGAAAUAAUCGACCUGGUUCUGGACAGAAUUCGCAAAAUCGCCGAUAUGUGCACCGGUCUCCAAGGAUUCCUAAUUUUCCACGCAUUCGGUGGUGGUACCGGUUCAGGAUUCACCAGCCUUCUAAUGGAGCGCCUCUCCAUGGACUAUGGCAAGAAAGCUAAACUCGAGUUCGCCAUUUACCCCUCUCCACAAAUUUCCACCGCGGUGGUAGAACCUUACAACGCCAUCUUAACUACGCACACGACACUAGAACACUCGGACUGCGCGUUCCUUGUCGAUAACGAGGCGAUCUACGAUAUCUGCAGGCGAAACUUAGAUAUAGAAAGACCAACCUAUACGAAUUUGAAUAGAUUAAUUGGACAAAUAGUGUCUUCUAUCACGGCUUCUUUGAGGUUCGAUGGAGCUCUGAACGUGGAUCUAAUGGAGUUCCAAACGAAUUUGGUCCCGUAUCCCAGGAUUCACUUUCCUUUGGCUACAUACGCGCCAAUUGUUUCGAUUGAAAAAGCUUAUCAUGAGCAAUUGACGGUGAUGGAGUUAACGUCGUCUUGUUUCGAGCCUGCAAUGCAAAUGGUCAAAUGCAAUCCACAGAGAGGAAAAUAUAUGGCGUGCUGCUUAUUAUAUAGAGGUGAUGUGGUCCCGAAAGAUGUGAACGCGUCUAUUGCGACUAUUAAGACGAAGAGGGCGAUACAGUUCGUCGAUUGGUGCCCCACUGGUUUUAAGGUAGGAAUUAAUUACCAACCACCAACAGUAGUCCCUGGAGGAGAUCUCGCCAAAGUACAACGAGCGAUGGCAUUGCUUGCAAACACUACUGCAAUCGCUGAGGCAUGGACCAGACUAAAUAGAAAAUUUGAUCUCAUGUUCGGCAAACGUGCAUUUGUUCAUUGGUACGUGGCAGAGAGUAUGGACGAAAGUGAAUUUAACGAAGCCAGAGAGGAUCUGGCCGCUUUAGAAAAAGAUUACGAAGAAGUUGGCAUGGACUCGACGGACGCUGGCGAAGGUGAAGAUGAAAACUAAAUAGACGACAUGUUCCUGUCAGAAAACCAUCUUUUUACACAGGAAUAUUUUAGGAGAACGACCAAUUCCCACAACUAUUUUGUAUAAACUGUACACUGUUUUCGUUGAUUUUGUUUGUACUUGUCAUUGUUUUAAUAGAUAGCAUUAUUUUUAAUGUACAUAUACACAUUUGUAAACUUUUAUAUUGUAAAUAAAGGUUUAUUUUUUU
Molecule: messenger RNA, 1544 nt
Organism: Bombus impatiens (common eastern bumble bee)
Lineage: Eukaryota; Metazoa; Arthropoda; Insecta; Hymenoptera; Apidae
Product: tubulin alpha-1 chain-like
Exons: 4
Coding region: 38-1336 (432 amino acids)
Biological process (GO): microtubule cytoskeleton organization; mitotic cell cycle
Cellular component (GO): cytoplasm; microtubule
Molecular function (GO): GTP binding; structural constituent of cytoskeleton
Source: RefSeq, a predicted model, not a curated record